CUAGUGGUCUAGCCGGUGUAGCAGCCACCGUACCGUAUAGUCUAUGGUAUAGUCUUGCGCAGGUCUAGAGCGACACAACUUUUAACAAGCAGUCUAGCGUAACGCCUUAGCGUUGCUAAUAGCUCCGAAUCUCUUAUAACCGUCACUUGCGGCGCAACGAGCUGCCAGUCAACAUGGCAGCCUCCCUCGAGAGCAUUUUGUUGCGCUUGUUGGUCCCUGACAAUGCUGUGAUUGCUCAGGCAACUCAGGAGCUCAAGGAAGCAUACAGAGAUUCUAACAUUGUGCAACACCUCUGCCAUGCACUUUGCAUGUCUGAGAAUGUUCAGGUACGGCAAUACUCAGCAGUGCUUCUGCGGAAGAAGUUGUACCGCCUAAGAGGCUGGAAGAAACUAUCAUUAGAGACACAAAAUGGGUUGAAAAGUGGCCUUCUCCAAAGACUUACUACUGAACGAGAAAAGCCAGUUGUCCUGGCAGUUUGUCAGCUGGUGGCAGUCAUAGCCAAGCACGAAUGCCAAAGGAGACCAUGGACAGAGCUACAACAGCUCUUGAGUGCACUCAUGCACAGCAAGAACAUAGACGAAUGCACGCUGGGCUUCCACAUGGCUAGUGUCAUUUCUUCUGUGUCACCAGAAGUAUUCUCAAAUCACUUUAAGCCACUUUUCAAGUUGUUUGGUGAUUGCUUCCAAAGCUGUGGGGAUGACCAGAUCUGUUUCUAUGUGAUCAAGUCUAUGACGGCCUUAGUGAGCUCCAUUGGCACUGAUGAUGCUAACUGUUUCCAAGUGCUAAUCCCCUGUGUCAUGGAAGUUAUCCGAAGACUAGCAAAUUCAAGUGAGGACAAGGCAGUAGAAGCAUUGGAGCUUUUUGAUGAACUGAUUGACUCUGAGAUUGCCAUCCUUCUGCCUCAUAUUAGGCCACUGAUCAAGCUGUGCCUGGAGGUUGCUGGUGACUCGAGGAAAGGAGAUGUUCUACGCGUUCGAGCCAUGUCCGUUUUAAGCUGGAUGAUCAACGUCAAGAAAAAGGCAGUUGUGAAGCACAAACUGAUUCCUGAGUUGCUGGAUGUGCUCUUCCCCAUUAUGGAGGAAGUGUCAGCUGGUGACCUUGACCAUGUUGAAGACGAAGAGGAAGAUGAGCACUCCUGCCAGUCUCCAUCUGCCUGCGCUGCCCAGCUCAUUGACACCAUGGCUCUCCACCUUCCUCCAGAAAAGUUGCUGCCUCCUCUGUUUCAGCAUGUUGACAAGUAUGUGAAAAGUGAAAAGGCCUCCCAAAGACGGGCUGCCUAUCUUGCCAUUGCUGUGAUUGCCGAGGGGUGCUCAGAAGCCAUUCGACAAAAGCAUCUGCCAGCAUUUGUCCAAGCCAUCUGUGAAGGUGUCCUGGACAAGGACGUUCAUGUUCGGAACGCUGCUCUCUUUGCAUUAGGCCAGUUUGCUGACUUUCUGCAGCCAGACAUGGGGAAGUAUGCCAAUCAGGUGAUGCCCAUCCUCCUGAACCACUUGGGUCAAACAGCAGAGGUGAUGGCUCAGACGCAGAAAGACCCACCAAACCUCAGCAAGACCUUCUAUGCACUGGAGACCUUCUGUGAAAACUUAGAGGGAGAGCUUGUGUCCUACUUGCCAGAUGUCAUGCGGCAAGUCCUCCUCUUCCUGACAGCGCCAUCAUACCGAGCUAAGGAGCUGGCCAUUAGUGCCAUUGGCUCUGCUGCCAAUGCUACAAAAGAGGCAAUGCUACCAUACUUCCCUCAGAUCAUAGGUGACCUCAAGCAAUAUCUAACGGAAAACCAGUCGGAGCAGAAUGCCACUCUCCGAACUCAAGCUGUCGACACGUUGGGCUGUUUGGCUAGGACUAUUGGAGCUUCCAAUUUUUUGCCAAUGGCUCCAGAGUGUGUGCAACUUGGGUUACACCUGAUCAAUGCAGUUGAUGAUCCUGAUUUACGCAGAAGCACGUAUGGAAUGUUUGCAUCUGUGUCUUCGGUGCUGAAAGCCGACAUGACACAGUAUUUGGAACCUAUCCUGGAUCACAUGUUUACUUCCUUGCAGUCAACUGAAGGUGUUGUGACACAGCCUGGAGACACUUGUGGCUCUAGCGUCCAACUCUUUGAUGACCUUGAAGAGAGUGACGAUGAGGCUGCUGAAUUAGACACUGACAGUGCAGGAGAUGCUUUUGAUGAUGAUGACAGUGAAGAUGAUAAUGAGCAAAGCUGCACUGUUGCAAAUGCCUACCUGGAAGAGAAGGAAGACACGUGCGUGGCCCUCGCAGAGAUGGCUGAGAACAUUGGACCAGCUUUUGCACCAUAUCUGGAAAAGUGCUUCACUGAAGUAUACCAGAUGGCUGAUUACCCAGCUCCGGAUGUUCAGAAAGCAGCACUUUCCUGUCUGGGUCAGCUGACGGUGGUGCUGUUCAAGAGUGCCACUGAAGCUGGUGAUGGCAACUCUGCAAGCAUUUCUGAUGCAUCUAAAGCAGCAAGCAUGCUUAUUUCUAAGCUUGUGGAAGUUGGGCAUAUUGAACGAGAACGAGAGGUUGUCCUUGCAGCCCUGGAGACAUUGGCUCUUCUUAUUAAUGAACUCAAAAGUGCAGCAUUUGAAAGUGAUGAGCAAAUGUGUCUUGUUGUCGACUUAGUAAAGUCUGCCUUCAAUAACGAGCUUAAAUCACAGUGUGCAGACAGUGAGAUAGAAGAUGCAGAUGAACACGAUGAGGCUGAGUAUGAUGGUUUGCUCAUCCAAAUGGCUGGAGACUUGGUUCCUGCGAUGGCUAAGGCACUACCACCUGAGCGGUUUGGUCCUUACAUGGCAGGGCUGCUACCUCUGUUCAUGGGCAAAUUGAAAAAGCAAAGCAGCACAACAGACAAAUCAUAUGCUGUUGGCACUCUAGCCGAAGUGGCCCAAGGCUUAGGCCAAGAAGGCAUUGGCCCAUUUUGCCGCCCACUACUACAGGUUUUCCUUAAUGGAAUGCGUGACCAAGAUGGUGAAGUGCGCAGUAAUGCUGUUUUUGGACUUGGUGUACUCAUCCGCAGUGCACCCAACAUCCUUCAGCCUGAGUAUCCAGCAUUGCUGGAAGCUCUCUCCACGAUGCUUGCACGUGAGGACAACAGGCAUGCCAAGGACAACAUAUGUGGUGCAGUUGCCAAGCUUAUUUUGGUUGGUGUCAAUGUUGUGCCCCUGGCACAGGUUUUUCCAGUGCUGCUUCAGCAACUUCCUUUGCAGGAAGACUUUGAAGAGAAUGCGAGCAUCUUCCAGUGCAUCUGCUACCUCUAUGGACUCGGACAUGAGGAGUUCAUCAAAAAUCUUCCUUCCAUUGUUCGUAUCAUCCUACAAGUCAUCCGCACUGACCAAGUCACUGAAGAAACAAAGAUCAACUUGCUUCAUUUGCUCAAGUCUGUGAGUCUGGGCAUCCCACAAGAAAUUCAGGCCAUCCUGCAGGCAUGCACACCUGAAGAGCAAGAAACGUUUAACGCUGUAUUAAAAGAUUGUUAAUUUAAAGAUCCCGAAGUCAUAGAUAUAUUAAUAGAGCAUUUCAAGUAAAUCAAUGAAUUCCGAA
Molecule: messenger RNA, 3531 nt
Organism: Dermacentor andersoni
Lineage: Eukaryota; Metazoa; Arthropoda; Arachnida; Ixodida; Ixodidae
Product: importin-4-like
Biological process (GO): protein import into nucleus
Molecular function (GO): small GTPase binding
Source: RefSeq, a predicted model, not a curated record